GUCAAACAAACGGAAACCGAGGAGUAGUGUUUUCAUAGACAGAUUCAUUUAUUAAACCCACCCUGCAUUCGGCGGCAGGGCCCCGGCGCCGGAGCCUUCUGUUUCAGGGGGGAAUGGAAGUAUCCGGUCACUAUUUCCAAAAAUACAAGCAGUUUCAAAAUAGUGUUUAUGUGCGAACUUAUUUUCCAAAAUCAUCUCAGCGUUGCUUCUUCUCAUCACCUCCGCCCUCAUAUUCUUCAUCUCUUCAAAAAGUACCCGUCCAUGAGAUUGAAGCCGAGAUCACUCCAAUAUCAAGCCCACUCUACAAUUUUCUGCCGGAUACAGAAAAUCCUUACAAAACAGUCGGCCUCGUAUGUUCUUCCUUAAAGCAGAGAAACCUAAGAGGCGCCAGCCUAAGAGAGGAGCUUUCUAGUCGCGUCUUAACAAGCUCCGAGAUCUCAAAGGUCCUCUUGCGAUGCCAAUCCGAUUCUCACGCCGCUCUUUCCUUCUUCGAUUGGACCAGAAGCAUCAACGGCACUAGUAACAGACUCUAUCCCAGCUUGUCCAGCUGACCACCACGGCGGCAAAGGGGGAUUCUGUUUUCAAUGGCUUGAUCGAUGGUACCAGGAUGUGCAACUGGAGUCCUGUGGUGUUUGAUAUGCUUAUUAGGGUUUACAUCAGGGCUGGAAUGCUAAAACGUGGAUUUAAGACAUUUCAAAAUGUCAUCAGAAUGGGCGUUUCGCCCAAUGUCAUCACAAUCAAUAUCCUCUUGAAUGCUCUCUCCCAGGCAAAUCAUUUUUCCAAUUGCAGGAAAGUGUAUGCCCAAAUGGAGAGAAUUGGGGUGAGCCCGAACUCAUGCACUCUCAACAUCAUGAUUCAUUCCCUCUGCAAGAGUGGGGAUGUGGACAUGGUGGAUGGUUUUCUUGAAAGAAUGGAAGAAGAAGAAGGAUUAGGACCCGAUAUCAUUACCUAUAACAUGUUAGUUGACAGUUAUUGCAAGAGAGGGCGGCUAAAAGAUGCAGUUUAUCUGUAUUACAUUAUGUACAAAAGAGGAGUGCCCCCCGAUUUAAUAACCUAUACUUCCUUGAUUAGUGGUUUCUGCAAGGGAGGAAAUGUCAAAGAUGCUCAUCAGUUAUUCCUCAGAAUGAUCCAUAGAGGUUUCAAACCAGAUUCUAUUUCGUACAACACUCUUUUGCAUGGAUACUGCAAAGAAGGAAUGCUGCAUGAGGCCAAGGCUUUGUUUCAUGAUAUGAUUCAAAAUGGAGUGGGCCCUGACAAUUUCAGUUUGCGGAAACUACUAGAAGGAUAUAGGGAACAUGGGAAAAUUAUCUCAGCCUUGAAUUUGAUUUUGGAGCUCCCGAAGUUUGGGCUUUUAAUAUCUCAUGAGAUACAUGAGUACGUGAUCGUAGCUCUGUGCGCAGAUAAUAGACCAUAUGCCGCCAAGAAUAUGUUGGACCAUAUAUCUAAAAAAGGGUUUGAACCAAACACGGUAAUAUACAGAGAGCUAAUUGUUUCUUUUUGCAAUUGCAACUAUGUGGAUGAGGCACUGUGUUUGAGAGACGAGAUGGUGGGUAAAAAGUUCAAGCUCUGUUUGGAUUCAUACAGAGCGAUCAUUAAUGGUUUGUGUGUAUCAAGUCGAAAUCUAGAGGCAAAUUCCAUCUUGCAAGAAAUGAUUGAUUCGGGGUUGGAACCAGACACUGAAAUUUGCAGAGCUUUGAUUACAGGACAAUGUGAUGAUAAGAACUUUGAUGAAGCGCGGUUCUUACUAAGACGCUUUGCUGAAAAUUUUCAAGUUUUUGAUUCAGUUUGUUAUAACAAAGUUGCAUAUCUUCUUGGUGAGAAAGGCAAUGUUGGUGAGUUAAUGGAAUUUCAAGAGAAAAUGAUGAAAAUGGGGUUUACACCGAGUCAACUGACUUGCAAAUAUGUUGUUGGUGGACUCCACAAAGCUAUGAAGUUUCACAAGCACUAGCAUCACGAUCCACAGCUGGUCAAUCAUUUAUGCUCCUUAAGCAUCAUACUUCUUCUACCUUGUGUGACCUUAGGCCUUCAACACUAUUCUGUGGGUCAAAUCCCUAACCUAGUAAGGUUUCAUAUAGGCCUUGAUUCUUGACAGAAGCAGUCAACUGCUUGAGCUGAUGCAAGUUUGGUGCUUGCUCUUUCCGCCACAUUAUAUGUUCCUCUCUCCAUUCCACAAUCAAAUUCUCACUUUUCCGUUUGAGAUGUCCCAAAAAGUUUGGUGCUUGCGCUUUCUGCCACAUUAUAUGUUCCUCCCUCUAUUCCACAAUCAAAUUCUCACUUUUCUGUUUGAGAUGUCCCAAAACCAAGUUGGUACUUCUCUUUUUGGUACUAUUCGAAUGGUAAAGUACACUUUUACCCAUAUUCACUAAGAUCUCCAAAAAUUUACAUGAGAGAGGUAUAUGCAUUUUUUGUUCAGAACCGGAAUCGAAAGCUUUGAUUCCGGAAUUGCAAUUAAAGGAACCCGAAACAAACCGGUUGUAUAAUAUUUGGUUUAAGUUUGUUGGAGACGAAACCAAAUUUGUUAAAGUAGGGGUGGGCAAAUCAGUUUGCAGUUCGGUUUUAACCGGUUUCGGCCCAGUUUCGGUUUAUUCUAUUUGAGAGAUAUUGUACCUAACUAAAAUCAUUUAUGUUUCGGUUUGGUUAGGUUUGGUUUCGGUUCGGAUUCGAUUUGGUUUUGUUUAAAGUUCAGAAUACCAAAGUGAAAAUUAUUAGGUUCAAUUUAGUUCGAUUUGAUUCGAUUUCAUAUGUUUUUUAUUUUAUUUGAUCAAGUUCUAUAUUUUAGAAAUAGAACAUUAAAAUUGUAGUCUAUCUCAUCUUCUUUUAUUUAUUAUUACUCCGUAUUUAAGUAAAAUGUGAAGGGAAGUAAAAGAUAAAAAAAAAAAUUAUAGUAGUACGUAACUUAGUCAUGUUCAAUUUAUACACUAAAAUGACCAUGUCACUAUACUAUAAUAACUAUUAGUCAUAAUUUUAAAUAGAUUUUAUUUCAAUGAUAUUUUUGAACGCGUGAUUAUUAAAUUCAGCAACAUAAGUCAACAAGAGUGAUAUUUAAAUACAGUAUUUUUUAAAGUUGAGGUGCGUGAUUGUUUAUUAAUAGGAGCUUAACUAAUUUUUUGGUUAUACAGUAUAUGAGAAGAGCGGAGAAGAUUGAUUCUCGUAAUAACCAAUCACAUUUGCAAAAGUGAAAGUACCUAAAUGAUUCUUGAGCCCGCCCACCUUUUCCCCUCUUUGCAUUUUCUUUAUUUUUGGCAUCAACACCCUCUUUGCAUUCUCUUGUAUGUACUAUUAUUUCAUCAAUCUCAGAUACCAGGCCACUCUAAAACACAAGUUUAAUAUGUAUGAGGCUAUGCACAAACCCCAUAAACUUGACUAAGUUUGCUUUGGAGUGGAAUUGGUUAUUCUUUAUGGUCUUGUGCGGGCACAUAUAUAAAAAGUCCGUUGCUGGAAACAGAAAAAUUAUUUGGCAUUGGCAAAAUGGUGAUAAAAUCACAUGCCACAUUUAACAUGAAGAGACUUAUAGUGAGUAUCAUGGUAGGUGCCACUUUUGGAUUCUUUCUUGGUGUCUCAUAUCCAACUCUAACCUCAAAUAAGCACAGUGUUAGGACCACAAGUCUCACUAACAAUAUACUUUUGCCAACUCCAGACUAUGGAAUUUCACCUACAGAAUGUAAUGACACUACACAAAGCCAAAAUCUAACAGAUUCUACACGGGACCUAGCGAGCAAACCCAAGUAUCUGGUGACAUUCACCGUAGGCUAUAACCAGAAGAAGAUCAUUGACGCUGCAGUGAAGAAGUUUUCGGACAAUUUUACCAUCCUUCUGUUUCACUACGACGGACGAACCUCUGAGUGGGAUGAAUUUGAGUGGUCAAAGAAUGUCAUUCAUGUGACCGCUAAUGAACAGACAAAAUGGUGGUAUGCAAAAAGGUUUCUGCAUCCUGACAUUGUUUCACCAUAUGAUUAUAUAUUUAUCUGGGAUGAAGACAUUGGUGUUGAUCAUUUUGAUGCUGAGGAAUACAUUAAACUUGUGAAGAAACAUGGGCUGGAAAUUUCACAGCCGGCUUUGGAGUCCUACAAAGAUGUUGGGAUAACAUGGCAAAUGACAAGGCAGAUAAAAGGCAACAGUGAAGUUCACAAAGAAACAAAAGAGAGAGCAGGCUGGUGUUGGGACCUUCAUCAGCCUCCAUGUGCAGCAUUUGUGGAGAUCAUGGCACCUGUCUUCUCUAGAAAUGCAUGGCGCUGCGUGUGGCAUAUGAUUCAGAAUGACUUGGUCCAUGGUUGGGGUCUUGACUUCGCACUUCAAAGAUGUGUUGAGCCACCGGCAAUCGAGAAGAUCGGAGUUGUUGAUGCUCAACCGAUUGUUCAUCAAGGCAUACCUUCCCUUUCGGGGAACAUUGAUGAUGAGAAGUCUAAUCGGAGAGAGGUGAAAGAAAGGAGUAGAAGAGAGUGGAAAAUGUUUCAGGAUAGGAUAGAAAAUGCAGAGAAGACAUAUUAUAAGGAAUUUGGAGUAGGACCUUCUAAUUGCACAGCUCACCGAUCACACCACUAGUAUACAUAUAUCAUAUGUACUACAGGCUGCAAUCUCCUGCAUUUUUUUGUACUUGAUAAACUCGUCUAUUACUUGGUACUCCGUGUUUUAGUUGAAAAAAUACAAUCACAAAAGUACAAUAAGGAUUAUUUGCUCGCAAAGAAGCAGAACUACUAUGAAACACCAUUUCUUAGAUCACAAA
This is a messenger RNA of Cuscuta europaea, 4723 nucleotides long. Lineage: Eukaryota; Viridiplantae; Streptophyta; Magnoliopsida; Solanales; Convolvulaceae. The record is from the annotation of a GenBank genome assembly.